Messenger RNA from Tricharina praecox, 1133 nucleotides. RefSeq lists its product as uncharacterized. The transcript has a single exon. Lineage: Eukaryota; Fungi; Ascomycota; Pezizomycetes; Pezizales; Pyronemataceae. The record is from RefSeq and is a predicted model, not a curated record. Bases 70 to 837 code for a protein of 255 amino acids.
CUUCGUUCCCGUGUCGACGUCGACUGUCCAGCCCAACCACCGCACGCGCACACACCCCGACGACGACGAAUGAUCACGACACGACGACGGACCGGCCACGGCCGCGCAAGAACAGGCGGACGACAGUCGCCACGACCCACCCUCCCACCGUCGGACACUCGCCCCGCCACCCGCCCCCAUCGCUCGCUCGCUCGUUUGCGCGGCACGACUACGGAUGCCUUCGCUUUCACACGGCUGCUCGUGGCCAGCAGAGCAAAAGCAGCACCUUUCUUUCUUUCGUUCGACCUUCCCUUAGGGUACGGACAGCACGGAAGCUCGCAACAGCCAUGGUGCCAAUCAAAUUCCUGUGAGCUAAUGGAUUCCACCAUAUUCCAUAUUCAUCCAUCCAUCCAUCCUUCCAUUCCCCCCGUCUCCAUCGCCCCAUCGCAUUGUCCAACCAACCAAUCCGGUCGUCGUCCGAUGGAGGGAAUGGUGUUGUUGUGUGUGUGUGAUGCGUGUGUGAUGUGUGUGAUGUGUGUGUCCCAUUGUCAGCUGAUGUCUGUGGAGGCUGAACGAACCGACCGACGUUGCGGCUACAUACAAGGAGGCGGAUUCGAGCGAGAGAAAAAAGAAAGUGCGGCGCGAGCGAGCAUCGGUGCCGAAUGCAGCCAAACGUGCAGGCCUAAAUGCUUAGGGCUUUUACAUAACGCCAACCACAAACCGACCACACCAACCAGACCCCCGGGUCAAAUUCAUCAAUUCCUUUCGUUCUUUCUCCGAGGACCGCUCUGCCGCUUGCACCUUCAGCUAAGGGCAAGGUGUCCCCAGGUCACCACCGCACAUACCCACGGGAAGUGACCCACCCGCACCUAGCACCGAGACAAGACAAGACAAGACACGAGAGAGACAAAACACAAGACCAGACACAAGAGCACGCCGCCCGCCUCUCUGGUGCUUAGGCCUGUUUCCCCCGCAAUAUGCACACCCCAUGUGCCGUUCUACGGCCCAGCGAGUUCCGCCGGAGUCUGGACCCUGCCCUUCCUCUCCGAUGCUACGUGUUGCAAGCGAUACAUAGGCACAUACGAAGCCCGCCCUCGCUCUCCUGUUUAUCCCCAUCAAGGUAGUCAUCCGGGGUCCGAACGACGCAUGACUCU